GCUGGAGUGUCAAAUUGUCAAGUUAAGUUAUAUUGUUUGUGUCCGUGCGUUACCUGGCCGGCUGCAAUCGAGAAACAUAACCUCUAAUUUGUUUGUUGUGAUAAGAUGAGUGAUAUGGAAAUGGACGAUUCGAUAGAAUAUUGUACUCCUCCUGAAAUUCGCAAUGCCGCAGAGGAAGCGAAAGCAAGUUCAUUGCCAAAAAAAUCAUUUCCAAUAUACAAUCUUGCCUACAAAAAGUUCAUGGAUUGGAGAGCUGAAAAAAAACUCGAACAUUUCUCCGAAAACGUUCUUCUCGCUUACAUGAAGCAUCUAUCUGAAACAAAAGCUCCAACAACUCUAUGGAGUGUCUAUUCGAUAUUGAGAAGCACAUUAAAUGUUAACAAUAACAUAAAAAUUGAAGGGUAUAUUAAUCUCCGCGCUUUCUUAAAAGCUAAGUAUAAAGGGUUUAAGCCAAAAAAGUCUAGUGCUUUAACAUCGGACCAAGUUCGACAAUUUUUGCUAGAAGCUCCGGAUGACAAAUUUUUAGCAAUGAAGGUUGCAAUGCUUAUUGGCGUAUACGGUGCGUGUCGUUUGGAGGAAAUUACAAAUUUGUCAGUAAAGGACAUAGAAAUUCAGGGUACGUUAAUGUUAAUUAACGUUCCGAAAACAAAAACUGAUACUCCCAGAUCUUUUGUCAUUGGAGGAAAAAAUUUGGAAUUAAUUACAAAGUAUCAAUCUCUUAGACAAGCGAAUACAUCGACAGAUCGAUUCUUUUUGUGCUACCGAAAUGAAAAAUGCACUUCGCAACCCAUUGGCAGAAAUUCAUUUGCAAAAAUGCCACAAAUUAUUGCGCAAUAUUUAAAACUUCCAAAUCCAAAAACUUUUACAGGACAUUGCUUUCGUCGAACAUCAGCAACUUUACUCGCCAAUUCCGGUGCCAGUAUGACUGAUAUGAUGCGCCAUGGCGCUUGGAAAUCGCCCGCUGUCGUUGAAGGCUAUAUUGCCGAUUCAGUGCACCAAAAGACAAAAACUAUGUCAAAAAUUGGUUCAGAAAUCAAUUUACCAAGUACUUCAAAUGCAAACCAAUUUCAAAAAUCAGGCGUCAUGGAAUCAGAUUCAAAUAACAAUGGCUGUCGGAAUUCUUUUGCGGACGGUGAAAAUCAUCAGAAACCUAUCGGAGAAAAUGAAUCAAACAGUGAUUCACCGCGUCAGUUCGAUUUAGAAUUUUCAUUCCCCGAAUUAGAUGAAGCAAUUCAAGAAACAUGCGUCGAGACAAAUAAAAUUAGAAAUUCACUAAAUCAAGUAAAUACAAAUGUAUCAGAGGCGAAUUCUGUAAACAAAGUAUUAUCUGGACAAGAUAUACAACUUCAUUUGACAAGCUGUUCUAACAUUAACAUCCACAUUCAUUCUCAUAAAAUGUGUUACACAAAGCACUGUGUGCACUUCAUGCAGAAAGAGCCUUUUCCGGCCAGUUUGAUUGCUGCAGUCGCUACGCUCGAGCAGCAACUAACAAACUCGCCGGAAAACGGCUUCUUUCCGCACUUGGUGCACAAUGUACUAUUCCUCAUUUACAAAACUCGUGAGAUUUAUUGCGUGGACAAGAGAUGUUGUUUUGAUCGGGAGCGACAAUCAGAGAAGAAUGGAUUGGCCUCUUGGGCGAGUCGUCGAAACAAUAUCGGUCGUGAUGGACAGAUAAGAGUAUGUUUAAUAAAAACAAAAAACGGAUUGUUUAAACGACCAGUGCAGAGAAUCUAUCCAUUAGAAACUCCAAUUGGUGAAAAUGAACCUUGUAUAAAAUCAAUUAAGUGUGAGCCGCUUGUCGAUCAAGUAGACGACUUAUUGGAAGCAAAAGAAAAUUCCAAUAAGAGCUUUCAAAAUAAUGAAAUUGUAACGACGAAAAGUGGUCGUAUUAGUAAAAAGCCAGAUAGACUAAAAUAUUAG
Leptopilina heterotoma is the source of this 1920-nucleotide messenger RNA. RefSeq lists its product as uncharacterized. The record is from RefSeq and is a predicted model, not a curated record. Gene Ontology annotation, molecular function: DNA binding. The transcript has 6 exons. Gene Ontology annotation, biological process: DNA integration; DNA recombination. Bases 106 to 1920 code for a protein of 604 amino acids. Lineage: Eukaryota; Metazoa; Arthropoda; Insecta; Hymenoptera; Figitidae.